Molecule: messenger RNA, 3965 nt
Organism: Gymnodraco acuticeps
Lineage: Eukaryota; Metazoa; Chordata; Actinopteri; Perciformes; Bathydraconidae
Gene: cyp17a1
Product: steroid 17-alpha-hydroxylase/17,20 lyase
Exons: 8
Coding region: 571-2118 (515 amino acids)
Biological process (GO): progesterone metabolic process; hormone biosynthetic process
Molecular function (GO): heme binding; steroid 17-alpha-monooxygenase activity; iron ion binding
Source: RefSeq, a predicted model, not a curated record
UUGAAAUGGCCCGUGAGAGGAAAAAGGUUCCCCACCCCUGGUCUAUGGUGCAUACAUAAACAUAGUCAAAGAUAUUAAAUAAGGUACUUUUGUAUACAAAUGUGCAAAACCUUCGGAGUGUUGGGCAUGACUGACGGUACUUAAAUAAAAUAAAAAAACACAUUUUAAUCAAUUAUAAACUGCAGUAUUCAAACCAGCCCUUUAAUUUCCUUUAUAAAGUGUUGCAUAUAAAUAUACCAUUGUAUGAUAGCAUAAAAUGAUCUGCAAAGCACCAUCAGGUAAUAGAUCUGGGAUCAGCGAGUGGACCCGGCCUCAGUGCAGUGUGGCUCCUCUCUGCUGACAGCUGUGUCCGAGUUAAGGUUAAAGGUCCUGUCACGGUUUUUGCAAGGAUUCAAUGAAUCAAGUGUGAUCUUAUCUUGUUUAGGUUGGCCCAGCCUUACGCACUGCGAGUGAAGGCUGUGGCAUUGAAGGAGUGUAUAAAGGCGUGUGUGUGCAGCAGCUGGGGGGCUUCCUGAAGAACCCCUCUCUGUGACGCCUGGCCUCUCUCUGUCAGGGCCCUCUGUUGUGGAUAUGGCUUGGUUCCUGUAUCUGGGUGUAUUUUUGGUGGUGGGCCUGGUUUUGUUAGCUCUAAAGUUGAAGCUCAGAAUGUCCGCACAUGGCCCCCAGGAGCCCCCUCAUCUCCCAGCACUGCCUCUGAUCGGUAGUCUGCUCAGUCUGCGGAGCCCGCACCCCCCUCAUGUGCUUUUUAAAGAGCUGCAGCAGAAAUACGGACAGACGUACUCUCUGAUGCUGGGCUCCCACUGUGUCAUCGUAGUCAACCAGCACACGCACGCCAAAGAAGUCCUGCUGAAGAAGGGGAAGAUAUUCGCCGGAAGACCAAGAACUGUGACCACAGACAUUCUGACCAGAGAUGGGAGAGACAUUGCAUUUGGAGACUACAGCGCUGCCUGGAGGUUCCACAGGAAGAUCGUGCAUGGAGCUCUGUGCAUGUUUGGGGAGGGCUCUGCCUCCAUCGAGAAGACCAUCCAUGCCCAGGCCGGGUCUCUGUGCUCCGUCCUGUCGGAGGCAGCAGCUGCUGGGCUGGCUCUGGAUCUGUCCCCUGAGCUGACCCGGGCCGUCACCAAUGUGGUCUGCUCGCUGUGCUUCAGCUCCUCCUACAGCCGAGGAGACGAGGAGUUCGAGGACAUGCUGCGCUACAGUCAGGGCAUCGUGGACACGGUGGCCAAGGACAGCCUGGUGGACAUCUUCCCCUGGUUACAGAUUUUUCCAAAUGCAGACCUGCGUCUUCUGAAGCAGUGUGUCUCCAUCAGAGACAAACUUCUACAGAAGAAAUAUGAUGAACACAAGGCGGACUACAGUGACCAGGUGCAGCGGGACCUGCUGGACGCGCUCCUGAGGGCCAAACGCAGCGCCAACAACAACAACACAGCAGAGAUCAGCGCAGAGUCUGUGGGCCUCAGUGAGGACCACCUCCUCAUGACUGUGGGGGACAUCUUUGGAGCCGGUGUGGAGACAACCACCACAGUGCUGAAAUGGGCCAUCGCCUACAUCCUCCAUCACCCUCAGGUGCAGAGGCGUAUCCAAGAGGAGCUGGACAGAAAGGUGGGGGGGGACCGGCCCCCCCAGCUCAGUGACAGGGGGAGUCUGCCCUACCUGGAGGCCACCAUCAGGGAGGUGUUACGGAUCCGGCCUGUGGCCCCUCUGCUGAUCCCACAUGUGGCCCUCAGUGACACCAGCAUUGGGCCCUUCACAGUGAGGAAGGGGACCAGAGUCGUCAUCAACCUGUGGUCCCUGCACCACGAUGAGAAGGAGUGGAAAGACCCUGAGCUCUUUGACCCUGCUCGUUUCCUGAACAGUGAGGGCACCGGAGUGAGGGUCCCGUCCAGCAGCUACCUGCCGUUUGGAGUGGGGGUCAGGGUGUGUCUGGGCGAGGCCUUGGCAAAGAUGGAGCUCUUCCUCUUCCUGUCGUGGAUCUUGCAGCGCUUCUCCCUCUCCGUCCCCACAGGACACUCUCUGCCCAGUCUCCAGGGGAAGUUUGGCGUGGUCCUCCAGCCGGCGCGGUACAAGGUGACCGCCACCCCCAGAGCGGGCUGGGAGAGCGGCCACGUGUCCAUUUAGGACCAGACAGUCUUCUCUACCAAGCAUCAUCAUGCAGAUCAUGAACCGGACAUUUACUAGCAUCUCUUUGUAUGCAUGAAAUCUUUGUUUCUUCCCAAUCUAACACAAUCUCUCCAAACAGUUUCAUACUAUAUUUAUAAAUGAUAUUUCAUUACAUUUUUUCUACUCCUGUGACAUACUUCAGUGAAUAAUCUACAUGUCUACACUUAUGGUUUCCUAUUCAAUAGGGGACACAAUAUUCCUGUUGCUGCCACAAAAGUUUGGGAAAGCACAUUUACUGUGCAGAUAAGAGUAAUUUCAAUGAUCUUUUUGGCAUUCACUGAACGACCAUGUGUAUAAGGGGUUCUCCAACUUGUGUGACCGAAGGUUAGUGUGAAGGCGACCUCUUAACAGCAUGAUCAAAAGUGAUGCAAGAAAAGCCUGUGUUGAGUCAACUCAACCUAUGGGAGUGUUUUACCUAAAAUGAGUUUCACGGAACCAUGGGCACUCACUGUGUGUCCUUAUAAGACAUACAGACCAGGACUAGAGAGCUGUCUCUUAUUCAAAAUGCAGACAGUGUUUGCAUUCCUCAAAGCAUUCUGAGCAGAAAAUCUAGUCACUUCUAAUGAAACCUGAGCACUCACAGACUGUAAUGGCAAUUAUUGCCAUUGCCAUUAUUACAAAGGUGAGGUUUAGAGUGAUCCAUAUGCAGACACAUAACAGAUGAUUUCCGGUCGGUGAAUGCAGUUUAGUUUGAUGUUUAUUCAGAGUUGUACAAUACCAGGAUUCAAUCUUCCAGUGAGUGUUAGUUGUGAGCAGUGGCGUAGCCACCAUAUAGGGCCCACCCAGUUUAGUCAUUGGCCCACCCUGAGAAAGCUUCGGUGUAAUUGUUUUAAUUUUUUAUUAUUAUUAUAUUAUACUCAAUUGUAUUCACCCAUUGAGAAUAUCCAAGCAUUCAAAGUGAAAUUCAAGUGAACAAAUAUUGAGUUGAAUUACUGUUGUAUGUGUUUUAUCCUCUGAACGGAACUCAUUUCCGGUAAAAACUGGUUGAGGUGGUAUGAAGAUUUUCCCUGGGUGGAAUACAGGCAAGUAGGGACGCGCUUUUUUACAUUACAUUGCAUUUAGCUUUUCUGUAAAAUGUGCAGACAUUUCCCCAGCCCAGGAGCUGAAGGUGCAUUUACGAGGGAUGGAUAUGUAGACUGGAAGCACCUGCGUAACUCGUUGGAGAGACAUACAAAAAGCGAGGACCACUGCAAGUCCAUGAGCAGGUUUGAAUGCUACAACCUAUUGUUGCUGUUAUCUAGUGCAAUACAAUAGUUAGCUAACGAUUGUAAAUAACCCAAUUUGUGUUCUGUGAAACUGAAAAGGAUAUUACAUUGUUUUUGUUACUUUCAUUGCAGUUGUAAAUAUGUCUUAAAACUAUAUUUAGGUUAACUUCCUGUUUUAUUUAGAUGCUUUUAUUUUGAAGGCGAGUUUACGCUGUUGACAGGAAGUAGUUGUUGCUAUGGAAACAACGUGACGGAGAAAAGUAGCGGAGAUUAAUCAACAUAUAAAGAUGGAGAAAGUAAAGGAUAAAGUUUAUGUUUAAGUUUAGCACCCCCCGAAGAGGCACAAGGUUGGUAUUAACUAUAAUAUAAACAUAGGUUUUGUGCUAAUUCGUUUAUAUGCUGUUUUGUAGCUUUGCUGUCUGUUUACAGUUCACUUUUGGUAAUAUGCUAAAGUGAUUCUAAUACGGAUGGAGCCUAAAUGUAUUUGUUAUUUUUGUGUCUUUAUAGCUCUUACGUUGAUAUUGGAGUUUUCAAUAAAUUCAUAUCAUCAGUCAAGUCUUUGACCAUUAUUCGGAGGGAAUGCUACAACAAUGCUUGGCA